This is a messenger RNA of Aspergillus calidoustus, 1035 nucleotides long. NCBI's taxonomy places the organism in Eukaryota, Fungi, Ascomycota, Eurotiomycetes, Eurotiales, Aspergillaceae. The record is from the annotation of a GenBank genome assembly.
AUGUCUCUCCUUGAUCUUCCCCGUGAAGUCCUUCUUCUGCUUCCUCCUUACCUAGAAAACAUUGAGAACUUCAAGAACGCAGCCUCCUCCUGUCGAACUCUCCGCAAUGUCUUUGCGAAAACGCUCCCGUCCACAAUCCUCCGUCUCGCCGCCGCCUCUGCGCCAACUUUUUUCUCCCCGCAUCCUCAUUUUCUCGUCGCUGCCUCUGUUCGAUCGGUCAGCGACUGGGCUCUAGGCCACGAAGACCGCACAAAACUGCUUCGCGACGCCUUCCGCGGCGGAAUUUACAGUCUCUACAAGUUCUGCCUAGAACAUGGCGGCCUCACCCUUGAUCGCAUCCGCGAAACCCACCUCGCCCGCUUCACCACGAUAAACCCGCUCUCCGACAAAUUAGACAAAAUGGCAGGAAAGCAGUGGAUGAGUACGCCCGAGUUCUGGGACGGCGGCGUGAGUGAACCCAACACUCUCUACACGGAUGCCGACCGCGCAACCCUCCAGAUCGUCAUAUAUGGAGAGUUAUUUGGACGAAGUAUGAAGGCUUUCCUGAAUCCUGCCGAGAGGCUGCCUAGUUUCGACAUCCUCACCCGACAGGAGUACUUCAUGUACUGUCUUCCCGACGACGAGUCGCCGUAUGACCCCGACGGAGCGAUGCAAUUUUCCUAUUACGAGGACCAGAGGGCACUUCGUCAUAUUUUGAAAAGCGGGCGAUGGAGGCGGAUGUGGGUGGGUGCAAUUCGAAAAUUCUUGGACCCUGAAUUCACCGACGGAACAAGUGCCGAUGAGGAUUGGCGCAAUAAACUGCUGAGAGAUGCACUUCUGUUGCAGGGAAUCCGGGGGUUUCAGCUUGUCACUUGUAAGCCUGAUGAUGUGCCAGAAGAGGCUGUAACCAAAGCUCGACAGGUGCGAGACCAGAUUCUGGCGUUGAAAGAGCCUCCUCAGUCACAAACGUUUGGGAAACAAGGGACAUCCCGUAUUUCAGAGGCGCCCGAUCCACAGAACGAGUUGAACGUCUCUUAUCGGAAGCAGUGGUAUUAG